Messenger RNA from Phytophthora infestans T30-4, 496 nucleotides. RefSeq names its product peptidyl-prolyl cis-trans isomerase 10. Gene Ontology annotation, cellular component: catalytic step 2 spliceosome. Lineage: Eukaryota; Oomycota; Peronosporomycetes; Peronosporales; Peronosporaceae. The coding region runs from base 11 to 496 and encodes 161 amino acids. Gene Ontology annotation, biological process: protein peptidyl-prolyl isomerization; protein folding. The transcript has 6 exons. Gene Ontology annotation, molecular function: peptidyl-prolyl cis-trans isomerase activity. The record is from RefSeq and is a predicted model, not a curated record.
UGACUCGACAAUGUCUGUCACACUGCACACGACUCUGGGCGACAUCAAGAUCGAAGUUUGCUGUGAUACAGCGCCUCGUGCAUCCGAAAACUUCCUGGCGCUUUGUGCAAGCGGCGCAUACGACGGCACCAAAUUCCACCGGAACAUGAAGGGAUUCAUGGUGCAAGGUGGGGAUCCAACGGGCACAGGCAAAGGUGGCCAAAGCAUCUGGGGCGGCACUAUCGACGACGAGUUCCACCCGCAGAACAGACACAACUGCCGAGGCAUCGUAUCCAUGGCCAACAGCGGUCCCAACACCAACAAACAGCAGUUCUUCAUCACGUAUGGCAAGCAGCCACACCUCAACAAUGUCUACACCGUUUUCGGCAAGAUCAUCGACGGCAUGGAUACAUUGGACGCCAUCGAGAAGACGCCCGUGGACGCCAAGAACCGACCGCUCAAGGAGAUCGCCAUCAAGUCCGUCACCAUCCACGCCAACCCCAUCGCCGACAUGUGA